Chilo suppressalis (striped riceborer) is the source of this 1454-nucleotide messenger RNA. NCBI's taxonomy places the organism in Eukaryota, Metazoa, Arthropoda, Insecta, Lepidoptera, Crambidae. The record is from the annotation of a GenBank genome assembly.
GAAAUGGAAGAUCUUUUUAAUAAAGUACCUUGCAGAGAAAGUCAAUUAAACGAUUUGUUCAAUCUAUUCGGAGAAUACGAUGAACCGUUACCUUGUUCAUUAUUUCUAAGUGGAAGUAUGGGAACCGGUAAGACGCUUUGUUUGACUUCAGUUCUGCGAUAUUUGGGUUAUAAACACGUUAUAAUUGAUUGUAUUGAAUGUUAUUCGCCAAAAAUAAUCUACGAAACGAUAUUGUCUGGACUAAACACUACCGAAACCGAUAGUAAAUGUGAAUCUAUUUUGGACUUUACGAAUGCGUUAAAUAGAAUAGAGCUUAACCUAACACAAUAUCAACCCAUCGUUGUGAUUUUCGACAGAGCAGAAAGGCUACGUAAUAUGGAUCAAAGCAUAAUUUGUGUGUUUCUACGACUGCGAGAACUUUGUAACCUCAACAUCUGUACAUUGUUAGUAACACAUUUAGUUUAUGAUAGCUUUUACUUUAAAAUGGGAGUUAGAGAACCGAUAAAGAUAUAUUUUCCAAAUUAUAAUAAAGAGGAAUUGUUUAAAAUCAUAUUUUUACACCAAGAAUCAUUCACCCAAUAUGUAUUGAGCAGUCAUGAGGUUGACAAGGAAAUUAAAACAGAACUGAAUAAACCAGAGCUAUUCGCUAAUUUUCUAAAUGCAUUCCUCAGUGUUUUCUAUAGACCGUGUCGAGAUUUGAUUGAAUUGCAACACAUGGCUCGGAUUAACUUUGUAAAAUACUGUGAGCCCAUAAUAAGAAAUGAAAUACAAGCUCAAGAUUUAUCAAAACUUUGGCGCCACAUUUCUCCCAUUUUGAAAACCAGUUUAGAGCUGUUAUAUCUUCGUCUAAGUUCAAACAAGUCAUAUAAACCUUCUCCUGGUAAGGAGAAUACUGAUAACAUGGAAACAGUCAACUAUAACUUUGAAAAAACAUUAAAAGAAGAGCUUACUUGCACUAAGACAUUUGCACAAAGUUUUGAAUUGCCAUAUUAUGCCAAAUUCUUAUUAAUAGCAGCUUACCUGGCCAGUUACAAUCCACCAAAAGAAGAUAAAAGAUUAUUCAUGAAAAACCAUGGGAAACAGCGCAAGAGACUUCAACAAGUGAAAGCAAAAGCUAAAAUAAAUGAGAAAUUGAAUACUCAACUCGGACCAAAAGUAUUUACAUUAGAUAGAUUACUUGCAAUCUUUUAUGCUAUUUUAGAGGAAAAAAUUGGUUUGACUAGUAAUCUGUUGGCUCAAAUUGCAACAUUGGUGGAACUAAAACUAAUUGCUGGAAGCAAAGAAAUUGAUUUAGACACAGCAAAAUAUAAAUGUAUAGUUGGCUACGACUUCAUAUCUGCCGUUGCUCACACUGUUUCUUUUAAUGUCAGAAAGUAUUUGUAUGAUUUUAUGUGAUCAAUACUGUUACCCACUUUAUGUGUUACAUUAAUUUAUUUAAAAUUACAUUUAGGAGC